AUGAAAUUUAUUCUUAUUACUUUAGCAUAUUAUUCAAUUCAAUUAACUUCAUCAGCAACAGUUUUUGAUAGUAGUUGUGGAUCAGAUGUAAGUGAAUCAUGCUCAUCAUCAUCAGCAGCAUCAUGUUGUUUUGAAGCACCAGGUGGAGUUUUAUUACAAACUCAAUUUUGGGAUUAUAAUCCAGCUACUGGACCAUCUGAUUUAUUUACAUUACAUGGUUUAUGGCCAGAUAAUUGUGAUGGUACAUAUGAACAAUUUUGUGAUACAUCUAUUGAAAUUCCUGAUGAUGGAAGUACUAUACAAAGUAUAUUAGUUGAUUCAUUCAAUGAUGAAACUUUAUAUAAUAAUUUAAAUAAUGUUUGGAAAGAUAUUAAUGGUAAAGAUCAUUCAUUAUGGGCUCAUGAAUGGAAUAAACAUGGUACAUGUAUAAAUACAAUUUUACCAAAAUGUUAUCAAAAUUAUCAAACAAAUGAAAAUGUUUAUAAUUAUUAUAAAAUUUUAUAUGAUUUAUUUGAAACUUUACCAACUUAUAAAUGGUUAACUGAAGCUGGAAUAACACCAAGUAAUUCAAAAACUUAUAGUAAAUCUCAAAUUCAACAAGUUUUAAAUUCAAAUUUUGGUCAAGAUGUUUAUUUUAAAUGUGAUUCAAAUAAUGCUUUAAGUGAAAUUUGGUACUUUCAUCAUAUAAAAGGUUCUUUAUUACAACAAAAUUUUAUUCCAAUUGCUCCUUUAUCUAAUUCAAAUUGUCCUUCAACUGGUAUUUUGUUCCCACCAAAGGGAGGGAGUGGAGGAGGUACUGAUCCUCAACCAACUACAACUCAAACUUCAGGUCCUGCUCCAACAGGUGUACCAGCAACUGGUUAUAUUACAUUAAGUGGUAAAUCUGGAUGUUUAAUAUCAAAUGGUAAAUAUUAUACUUCAGGAACUUGUGCAACUUAUCAUUUUAGUUCAUCAUCAUAUGGAGGUAUAUCAAUUUCAUCAUCAAAAGGUGGUUGUGGAAUAGAUUCUUCACAAAAUUUUAUAUGUUCAUCAACUGUUGAUGCAUCAAAAAAUCAAUUUCAAAUUAAAAAUGGAGAAAUUGGAUUUGGUGGUAAUUAUGAUUGGUGUUUAGGUUCAAGUUCAGGAUCUGGUUCAACUGCUCAAACAAAUAUUUAUUUAAGUGAUGGCUCUUGUUCAUCUUUUAAAAUUAAUGUUUCAAGUAAAUAA
Molecule: messenger RNA, 1206 nt
Organism: Lodderomyces pseudojiufengensis
Lineage: Eukaryota; Fungi; Ascomycota; Pichiomycetes; Serinales; Debaryomycetaceae
Product: T2 family ribonuclease
Exons: 1
Coding region: 1-1206 (401 amino acids)
Biological process (GO): RNA catabolic process
Cellular component (GO): extracellular region
Molecular function (GO): ribonuclease T2 activity; RNA binding
Source: RefSeq, a predicted model, not a curated record